Molecule: messenger RNA, 4749 nt
Organism: Agelaius phoeniceus (red-winged blackbird)
Lineage: Eukaryota; Metazoa; Chordata; Aves; Passeriformes; Icteridae
Source: RefSeq, a predicted model, not a curated record
AUGGCCGCCCCGCCCGGCCCUGAGCUCCGCUUCCGCCGCGUCACCUCCGCCGCGCCCGCCGCGCCGCCGCGCCCCGGUUGCCAUGGAGGCCCCGCCGGCAGCAGCGGCCCUGAGCGGAGCCGACAAGGAGAAGGUGCGGGGCCGGCCGGGGCAGCGGGACCGGGACCGGGACCGUCCCGGGCCCAUCCCGACAGGUAUCUCUUGCAGCUGCGGGAGAAGCUGGAGCUGCUGAGGCGGGAAUACAGCGAGACCGUCAUCCGGCUGCGGCGGGCACGGCGAGCCGAGCGAGCCAGGAGCCACGGCCGGCGGGAGCGGAGCCCCACAGGUGGGAGCCGGGGAGAACGGGGCGCUCCAGGUUCUAGAGAUAACACAUCUCCUAGUCCUGACAGAGAUGGGCCCUCUCAGUUACAGACUAAAACCUGCUCUGAUGCUGGCACGGAGAAGACAACAUCUGCCACAGUUAAGCACGUUCCUGAAUUCUCCAGUGAUGAGGUUAGCCCUCAGGACAGCUCCCGGGCAGAAAGCUUUCAGGCCAGACAGGAAAACCUGUGCUGUGGGACCAUCAGUCCUGUCCCUGUGGAGAAAAAGCCCCAAACCUCCCGAGGCAUGAUGAAGCUGCGGAGACGGACAAAGGCUCUGGAAUCAAAGGAAAGGGAAUCAGUGCAUGAUGUGCAUCUAAUCAGUACUGGUGAAAUGAUGAAAAAUCAAAUUGCCAGUGCAGAGGAGCUUCAGUCACCAGUGUUCAGGCACAGCAGCCUCUCGCACACUGAGGAACCUGCUCAAAGGGCACCUGGGGCAGUGCUUGUGCAGGGAGAAAGAAAUAGUUUCACUCCUGAUGCAGCAUCAGGGCUUGUACAGGAUGUGUUUGGUGGCAGUGUCACUGCAGGAGAGCCUGAGCUGUCCCCACAUACGCUGAGGGACAGCAGGGACACCUGGCAGCCUGAGUCCUCAAGGGCUGUGGCCACACCUGAUGGACAUGAGCCGUGUUCACAGCAUGGAGAUUCUGUUUUACUUGACCCCAGAGGUGAUGGCAAAGAAGAAUCCCCCAGUAGAAUAAAACAGCCAGAGGGUCAGAGUUUGUGUGAAGAUCAGGGAGAAUUAUGUGGGCUCCUGGAUUUAAUGUCAGAAAAUGAAAUAUUGCCUGACAGCAGAAAUACCAGCAUAACCAAGGAGAGCAAUAACCAUGAAGGACAUCAAAGUGACACUAAUACCGUGAAUCCCUGUCCUGCAGAUAAAGCUCUGGACACUGCUGAAGAACUGCUGGAGAAUCAACAGCUUGAAAUGGAAUCAAGGCUCUCUCCUGCUGCCAAGGUGGUGGCUCCUGAGGGCACGCUGAGCUCCUGCACAGUGGUGGAAGGGCUGCUCUUCCCCGUGGAGUACUACGUCCGGACAACGCGCCGCAUGUCCAACUGCCAGAGGAAGGUGGACCUGGACGCUGUCAUCCUCAGCCAGCUGGGCAGGAGCAAGAAAGGCCAGCGGAGUAAAUGCAAGCAGAAAGAUGCAAACCCCAACCAGCCCUUGCAAGAGAGACCUGAGGGUGAUUUAGAGCCAGGGGUUGAGCCCUUCCCUUUUCUUGGGGCAGAAGACGAUCAAGCAAACUCAAGUAGUUCUCAGAAAUCUCUUCCUGCAUCCAGCAACAGCAGCACUUCUCUGGAAUCCAUUUCUCAGAAAAGCAUCACUAGCACAAGGCAAGAGCAGAGACAAUCCCAGAGGAAACAGAAGGGAAGAAGAAAGGCUACCUGCAAAGCCCCCAUGCAUCCAGUGUCACAAGAGCUUAUAGAGAGUCAGGAUCCCACAAUGGCCAAUGAAAGCAGUGCUCUGCUGUCAAAUGAGAACCAGAGUGAAAAGGAAAACUGUGAUGCUAACCUUGAAAGGUCUUCCUCAGAUGAGAGGAGAUUGUCUGGUGCUGCAGCACUGGGGCCCACAGGGCCAGGAGUGACUGGAGCGACCCAGCCAGCGGGUCCUGACCCUCCUCCAGGUGGGAGCCAAGUGCCAGGCAAAUGCCAUAAGGCUCUGCUAGAGCAGGUUCAAAACCCACUCCACAGCAGUGAUUCCCUGAGCCCAGGGAGCGAUGCUUCUGCCAGUGCUGCUGGGUGUCAGGGCCAUAAACAUCCAGUGCAGCGAGGGAAGAGGCAGCGAGGAGCCGAGCAGCUGCCCGGGGGCAGUGUCCCUCUGCACCGCUCCCUGCGCUGCUCUGCCAGGCACAGGCCCCCGACGGGCUCACCAGAUGACAGCAGCAGAGGAUGCAGCAGUGCCAUGGGUCCACAGGGUCCUGCUGCCCUUGGGCUCCCUGCUGCGGACCCCGACACUCGUGGCUCCCUCUUCUCCUUCCGCAGCCUCCAGUGGCUGGUCCCUAAGCUGGGCAUCAGGGACUUCCACUUACCAAAUGAGGAAUUUGGAGUGCUGAAACUGGAGAAAUUGAAGUCAUCCCCUGUGAAUGACUUGGAGGAUUUUGUGUCUGAGGAUGGUGUGGCUCCAGAGGACACACCAGAUGCACAAAUGAAGCCAAAAGAAAAAAGUCUCAGAAGUAAUUUAAUUUUGCCUUCCAAAACUGGAUUGCCUGAACUCCCUUGCAUGGAAGGCCUGACUUCCAAGAAGGAGCUUUCCACCCAUGAAUUGCUGUUUACUCCCAUGGGGACUGUCCUAGAGGCUCCCGCUCACCCUGAGCCUGAGAUUUCCUCGUCUGUUUUCCCUGCUGUGGGUGCAACCCCGGGUGUUUUACCUUCAGUGCACACUGAGGUGUUCCCUGACACACCUUCUGUACCUGCCUUGCCAGUGACCCCACCUUCCCCCAGAGGAGCAGCUGCCCUGGUCCUGGGGGAUGUGGCACACAGAGACCCUGCUGUGCCACUGCACCCUGACACCUGUGCUGCAGGGGCUGCCAGAAACCAGAAGGAGCAAGGUACAGCAUUGCCUUCAGCAGCUGAAAGAGGUCCUGAGAACAAAUCUGAUGAGACUGUGUCCUUGGAGAAGCAUCAGCAGCCAGAGAACAAAGAGCAGGAAUCCUGCAGAGCCUCACCUGAACAGAUAAAAGAUGCAGCAGAGCCGUUGACUGCAGCGCUGCCGGAUGGCCCCCGAGAAAAGAGCUUGCAGUUCGUCUCAGAGCUAAAGGAGCCCUGGUGCUCGGGCGCGGUGGACGUGGCCGCGGUGUGCUGGGCAGCAGCUGGCUGCAGGGAGCUGCACGUGGUCACCGCCUGCGAGAGCGCCGUGUCCCUCUGGCAGCCACGGGCCCCCGCCGGCUGGGCCAGGGUGCACACCUGGCACUUCAGAGAGAUUCCUGUAAUCCAGAUUGUUCCUCUGCCAGACACCUGUAACCUCGUGUGUGUAGCACUGGGAGAGCUGGAGAUUGGAGAAAUAAGGCUCUUGCUUUAUUCUUCUGAGACUGACUCAUUCAAGCACUCCCUAGUGAAAACUGGGAAUAUAAAAGCAGUUGCUGGGCUGAAGGACUGGAGGCUGGUGAGCAGCAGCAGGACCAUGCAGGAGCAGCAAGUGGAGAUGUUUGUUCUCUCAGAGACAGGGGGGAGCAAGGACAGGCAGACUCUGAUGCCCCCUGAAGAAACGGUUACAGCCUUUGCUGAAGUAGAAGGGAUGAGAGAGGCCUUGGUGGGCACCACUGCAGGGAACAGUGUUGUGGUUUGGAAUCUGAGAACUGGUCAGCUCCUGAGGAAGAUGCACGUUGGUUAUUCCUACCCAGCUUCCAUCUGCCAUCGAGCGUAUUCUGACUCCGGCCUUCUGUUUGUUGUUUUGAGCCACCCUCAUGCCAAAGAGAGCGAGUCCUGUGGAAGCCCAGCGUUCCGCGUGGUGGCCUUCAACCCGCACACGGGCCGGGGCGCGCCGGUGACGUCCUCCUGCCUCCCCCCUGGCCCGGCAGGCAGGUACCUGGAGGGUGACGUGUGGGACACCGCGGGAGCCGCCGUGCUGACGUCGGGCGCAGUGGCCGUGUGGGACCUGCUGCGGGGCCGCUGCACGGCCGUGCUGCCCCCGGGCCCCGCGGGGCACUGGGCCCUGGCGCGCUGGGCCCCCGGCGGGGCCGGGCUGCUGGCCGGGCGCCGCGAUGGCACCGUGCAGCUGUACCGGUACCGGCCCCCGCAGCCGGGAGCCGCCUGACGGGCGGGCAGGGCCGCCUGCCGUGCCAUUAAACCUGCUGCCUUGGGAACCAGCCCGUGUCUGUUGUCACUGCUCUACUGUGGGGGGCUGCAGACAAGGACCUGGGGGCUCUCAUGGACACCGAGCUGUCCUGAGCAGCAGUGUGUCCUGGGGGCCAAGGAGGACAAUGGUGUCCCCGGGAAAAGCAUUUGCAGCAGGUCAGGGAGGGGAUCCUUCCCCUCUGCUCCGCCCUGCGAGGCACUGCUGGAGAGCUGUGUCCAGCUCUGGGCUCCUCGGGACAGCAGGGGCACGGAGCUCCUAGAGCGGUCCAGCAGAGGCUGUGGAAAUGAUGAAGGGACUGGAUCAUCCCCUGACGAGGAAAGGCUGAGGGAACUGGAGCUGGUCAGCCUCUAGAGCAGACACAGCUGAGAGGGACCUUAUCAGUGUGUGUAAUUAUCUAAAGGGGUUGCCAAGAAGAGGGACCAGGCACUUCUCAGUGGUGCUGAGCAAUAGGAGAAGAGGCUACAGGCAUGGCAAGUUCCACCUGGACACGAGGUAGAACUUUCCUGUGCAGUUACAGAGGAACAGAGUUCAGAGAGGGUCUGGAGUCUCCCGCAGUGGAGAUGUUCCCGGGCCGGGAGCGGCGAUACCGGCCCGAUCCAG